AUGGAACCUCCUCCGCUUCGAGGCCCGAUUCGCAAGAAGAGAAGCACCCGCACAAGCAACCUCACAAUCUCUCUCGCACCCGAACUCGCUCCUCCAACUUCUCGAAGCAUCACUUCGCCCGUGAGACGCUCUCCCGCAAGGCCCUCUCCCUCACGGCAAUCAGCGCCCUCGUCUCUCGUUUCUCCAGUUCGCAGUACCACCAUCACUCAGCAACGCAACUAUUCCGGCCCGUCGCCCGACUUUCUGGCUCCUCCGCUCAGCGCGUCGCUUGUUUCUGCUGAUUAUGGAUCUAUUCGUUCGGAACCGCCUGAGGAGAGGGCUGAUUCGACGGAGACGGUUCGAGGGCCAUUGACUCUGGAUAGAGGAGGGACACCGCCCCUGACGCCUUUUCCACGCUGGGUGAGCGACGACGAAGGUGAUAGCUGUGAUGUUCGUGGAUGGGAAGAAUCAGUUCAGCAAUCCACAUCACGAAUGGACAAUAAGCAGCAUGGCUAUGAUGGUCGCCAUAUUCCCGUCACUAUAGUUCGACUUGAAGGGAGAUGGAUCAUCAGCUCUGCUAUUCACGGAUUCGUUCUUGUGAUGCAGUUUGCUGUGUCUCUUGGUGUUUUCAGUGCUCUUAUGUGGGUUACUGUGUGGAAGGAGGAUGAGCCCGGGAAUGACUUUACUGAAUGGCUAUGGACCUUUGUCGAUCCCAUUCUCGUCACACUCUUGCUCCUGUGUUCCGUCACUCUCCUCGCCCACGAGGUGAAGCUUCUCUCAUCCGUUGCCCUCUUAUAUCUUCAAUCCCUCAUUCUCGCCGUUACGACCGCCGCAAGCGUCGUCCUUUGGGCGCGCUGCUUUCAAGAGAAAAGCCCCGAGGUCAAGGGCGUCUUGAUGGGAUGCAACGUGAUGCUUUGGGGUCUUGCGCUGUUUGGUUUCAUCAGAGCUGCUGUGGUGUGGAAGGCUGAGUUGAGCGAGGACGGGGGUAUGGAUGUUGAGAGGGGUAUGGCGUAUGGGACGUUUGUGUCGUGGGGUGUUGGUGAUGAGCGAAGGGGUUCUCUUUGA
Molecule: messenger RNA, 1044 nt
Organism: Fusarium falciforme
Lineage: Eukaryota; Fungi; Ascomycota; Sordariomycetes; Hypocreales; Nectriaceae
Exons: 2
Coding region: 1-1044 (347 amino acids)
Source: RefSeq, a predicted model, not a curated record